CCGCACAUACAUAGACCCAACCACAUUAUUUAUUAGGGUUUUUUCCAUUCUUUCCCCUUGUAAUUUGAAAUUACUUGUUAACUAAAUCAAGCAGUUCUCCAACCAUGAGUAGAGGUGGGAGCUACGGCGGCGGCCAAAGUUCCUUGGGCUACCUCUUUGGUGCUGAUGAGCAGCCAAGUGCACCUGCUGUAACACCACCGAUCCAGCCUCCGUAUGGCAUAGAUACUACCCCAGAGACUCCUCCGGCUCCAAAUAAACUCAGGUCAGAGAAACGGACAGAGAAAAACGUCAACAACAACUAUCAUAGGGCUCAAGGACAGAAUUCAGGGAACUUCAUAACUGAUCGCCCAUCAACGAAAGUUAAAUCAGUUCCUGGUGGAGAUUCAUCUCUGGGGUACCUGUUUGGAGACAAGUGAUGCUUUCCUUCUUACAAGUUCCUACUCGAUUGCUUCCAACAAAGGGAUUGAAGAUAACAGAUAAGUGGGUUUUAAAAAGUAAAUCUGUACAUGCUAAAUAAGGGAUUCAGUUCCCAUCAGUGUUGAAUUUGCAAGGGUCCUUCUAGUUUGGUAUCGUAUAUAUGUAUGGUGUUUAAUUUUCAGAACUCUGUCAAAAAAAAAGGAUUCCAGUCAUGAAGAAAUAGGUCUGAUGUAUGGUGUAUGGUGUUACCAAGGAUUGUACAAUAACCAGAAGUUUAAGUUCCUGUCAGAGUGUGAAUGUUUCCAUUUAAUGCAAUAACGAGGUUUGUCCUUUCA
Molecule: messenger RNA, 752 nt
Organism: Theobroma cacao (cacao)
Lineage: Eukaryota; Viridiplantae; Streptophyta; Magnoliopsida; Malvales; Malvaceae
Gene: SP1L5
Product: SPIRAL1-like5
Biological process (GO): cortical microtubule organization
Cellular component (GO): cortical microtubule, transverse to long axis
Source: RefSeq, a predicted model, not a curated record